AUAUUUCCCGUGAUCAUCAUAAUUUUAUUUAUCAUUUAUGCACAAAUUAUUAAACUUUAAUUCACAAACAAUCUCAAAUCAAUAAGUAACACCAAUGAAUGAUUGGAGUACUUCAACUAAACUGUUGCAAUGAUUCAUACCGUUGAUUUUGUCCAUUUAUGGUAUGAUUUUGAAAGUAACUCAAUGUAAUUUCGUUAUUGCUGCAAUCAACACAGCAGAUGUUCAUAAGCUUUCAUAUUGGUAGCACAUCAGCUCAAUACUUUUCUUAAUAUGUAUCUUUAUGAACCCCCAAGUAAACUAACUUUGACUUCGGUUGAAGAAUUCCAAGAGGCCUUCCAACUAUUUGACAAUCGUGGAGAUGGUAAAAUUCAUGUUAGUCAAAUUGGAGAUGCCUUGAGGGCACUAGGACAAAAUCCAACUGAAUCAGAUGUGAAAAAAUUCACACAUCAACAUAAACCUGAUGAAAGAGUGUCAUUUGAAGUUUUUCUUCCUAUUUAUCAACAAAUUUCAAAAUCCAGGAGUGCAGAGACAGCCGAUGAUUUCAUUGAAGGUCUCAGACAUUUCGAUAAAGAUGGUAAUGGUUACAUAAGUUCUGCUGAAUUGAGGCAUCUUCUCACUACUCUUGGAGAAAAGCUCACAGAUGAUGAGGUAGAACAGUUACUGCAGGGCCAGGAGGAUUCUCAAGGCAAUGUGAAUUAUGAAGAGUUUGUUAAACUGGUUAUGUCUGGUUGAAGCUUUUGGAAGCUUUAUAAUGAAUAACACCAUUCGACAAAACUGCAUUUAUUAGGCUAAAAAUGAAUGUUGGUUAAUUUUAAGUUUACUUUGAAUUCUAUAUGUUCAUUCAAUAUUAUUUAUAUCGUUAGUGCCUUCAUUCCAAUUUCUAUGUAUUUUGAAUUUUUAUAAAAUUAUUGCCAUUUAUUAUGUUUGGAAGUCAGUAAUUGACACAUUUAUUUAUUUUUAUCUUAUGAGAAUAAGGUUGUAUAAAGUUCUUCAAUUGGAA
Molecule: messenger RNA, 1000 nt
Organism: Harmonia axyridis
Lineage: Eukaryota; Metazoa; Arthropoda; Insecta; Coleoptera; Coccinellidae
Gene: Mlc-c
Product: myosin-2 essential light chain
Exons: 4
Coding region: 271-732 (153 amino acids)
Cellular component (GO): myosin II complex
Molecular function (GO): myosin heavy chain binding; calcium ion binding
Source: RefSeq, a predicted model, not a curated record